Impatiens glandulifera is the source of this 1537-nucleotide messenger RNA. Its product is annotated as rhodanese-like domain-containing protein 4A, chloroplastic. The transcript has 4 exons. NCBI's taxonomy places the organism in Eukaryota, Viridiplantae, Streptophyta, Magnoliopsida, Ericales, Balsaminaceae. The record is from RefSeq and is a predicted model, not a curated record. Bases 141 to 1259 code for a protein of 372 amino acids.
AAUGAGAAGUUCUCAUCAACCCUUAGCUAGUAACUGCCAUUGCAAGCAAAACAGAGUGAAUUUCUUCUUCAUCUCUCUAAAUGGAGCGCUCGAUUUUGAUUAGAUCGUUUUAAAACGAUUUGGGAAGACAAGCAACAACAAUGGAGGUCUCCUUUUCACCAUUGAAGGUCUUCUUUCCCACCAGGUCUUCUUCUUCUUCUUCUUCUUCUUCCUUCAUAAUCGAAGCCACCCUUUCUUUCAAAAAUCAAUUUAAGAAAACCCCACAAAAACCCUUUCUCAAAUUCACUCCUUCAACACCAAACCCCAUUUCCCUUUCCAAUUCAUUAAACUCCCAUCAGUCAUCUACGCUUCUCCCUGACAAACCCUCUUCUUCUUCUUCUUCAUCCUCGAUCAACAAGACAAAUCUUUUCCACCUCACUUUUCUCUCCACAACCCUUUCUUCCGCCGUCUCUUGCUUUGCCGCCGACACCGUUCUACCGGCAGAAUCCUCAAACAAGAUUAAUUUGGAAGCAAUUGUGGUCUCAAUUGAUAACUUUUUCAAUCGGUACCCAUUCUUUGUUGCGGGAGUUACCUUCAUUUGGCUGGUGGUUAUUCCUCUAACAGAAGAAUACUUGCAGAAGUACAAAUUCAUUUCCUCCAUUAAUGCUUUUAAGAAGCUUAAGAAUGACCCAAGUACUCAACUGCUAGACAUCAGGGAUGAUAAGAGCUUGCAAUAUAUGGGUUCACCCAAUCUGAAAAUCAUGAACAAGAAUGCGUUGCAGGUUGAGUUUGUUGAGGGUGAUGAAGAUGGGUUUGUUAAAAAAGUUCUGGAAAAAUUCCCCCAGCCUGCAGAUACUGUAAUUUGUAUUCUAGACAAUUUUGAUGGUAACUCCAUGAAAGUUGCUGAGUUACUUGUCAAGAAUGGAUUCAAAGAAACAUAUGCUGUGAGAGGUGGGAUCCGAGGCAAAAAUGGAUGGCAGGAAAUACAAGAAAAUCUUCUCCCUCCAUCAGUUCAUAUCUACCCCAAGAAGAAGAAUGAGAAGGUGAAAAAACAAGGACAGUUGGACACGAAUGGUGGGGUGAAUCAGUCAGAUAUUAACGGCCAAGCUACCCCUUUUUCAACUAGUACCGAUUCAGGCACAGACAAUGGGAAGCCUAAUAAUAACAUUGUUGGUGGUGGUUAUGUAAUGAAGUCUAGUUCUAGACCAUCUUCACCUUACCCUAAUUACCCAGAUUUGAAGCCGCCUUCUUCGCCAACUCCAUCAAAGCCUCGAAGCUGACCAACUGUCAUUGGUUGAUUUCCUGGUCAAGUUAUUUAUAGCUGAGUUUUCUGAGACAAUUUUGGUAAUUACAUAAUUGGUGUUUUAAGUAUUAUUAUGUAUGGUAUGGUAUGGUGCAAGUAAGGAUCAGAGGUUGUGCAUUCAUUCAUUUCUUUUCUUCUAAAGCAUGCUGUUUAAUCAAAACAGCUUUCUUGUUUGUUGUAUUUCAAAGCUCCAAUUGUAAUGAAGGAUGUAACAGUUCUAUAUGUAUCAUAUCAUAAAUCAACCAAAUUUCACCA